Molecule: messenger RNA, 564 nt
Organism: Orbicella faveolata
Lineage: Eukaryota; Metazoa; Cnidaria; Anthozoa; Scleractinia; Merulinidae
Product: inactive pancreatic lipase-related protein 1-like
Biological process (GO): lipid catabolic process
Molecular function (GO): lipase activity
Source: RefSeq, a predicted model, not a curated record
ACAAAUACAGUCGAAAUCAUAUGCCAAGAAUUAACCAAUUGCUUUUACUGUUUACAUCAAGCUAGUAGGAGCUUACAGGUCCGAUACAGUAAUGCCUCUUCAUUGUAUUUAUCAAGCUUUAUCAAUUUCUUCUUGUUCACAGCCUUAGAUCCUGCUGGAUCUCUUUUUAGGAAAAAUGACCUCCGGUUUCGUUUGGACCCAGGUGACGCCGCGUAUGUCGACGUUAUACAUACCAGUCUGCUGGGCAUCGGAAAAAGCCAAACGAACGGGCACACGGAGUUUAUCCCAAAUGGUGGCAAGAAACAAAACGGUUGCAGCAUACUAAACUUAUCCUGUAGCCACAGAAGAGCUUAUGAAUUCUACAUCGCCUCGGUACAAAACCUUUGUUCCUGGAAAGCAUAUCCAUGCAGAAGCUUCUCUGACUUUGAAGACGGAAAGUGCAAAACGUGUAAUGGCGCAUGCCCAACUAUGGGGUAUGGUGCUGACCUCACCAAACGCGUUGGUUAUUUUUUUCUGAGAACAAACAGUGCACUUCCAUUCUGUGGUGAGUAUAUUUAACAAUUA